Cimex lectularius (bed bug) is the source of this 2263-nucleotide messenger RNA. RefSeq lists its product as uncharacterized. The coding region runs from base 1124 to 2263 and encodes 379 amino acids. Gene Ontology annotation, biological process: proteolysis. The transcript is spliced from 3 exons. Gene Ontology annotation, molecular function: serine-type endopeptidase activity. The record is from RefSeq and is a predicted model, not a curated record. Lineage: Eukaryota; Metazoa; Arthropoda; Insecta; Hemiptera; Cimicidae.
GAUAAAUUGGGAUUUUUGUGCGUUCAUCGAAAUUUUUAAUUUUACAUAAUCGAAGAGUUCUUGUUAAGGAUGAAGAAAAUUAGCAACGUGAGGAGAAAAUAGGCAUGUUAUGUUUAUUCGCUUUUCCGAUUAUUACUUUUUCCAGUGUUGAGAAGUCAAGCAUUUGUGUGAUGUUUAAUUUUUGAAAGAAGCUAAGUUUAACUUUGUAACCACAACGUAUUACCGGCGUCCCGAUCGCGAUUAAUGUAUCAUCGCAUAUCAACGGUGCUCCUUGAUCUUUACUGCACAACACCCCUUUCUAUACUUUUUUCUUUUUAACACCACUAACACAUAACAUGUUCGUCAUUUCAAAAGUGGAAUUUAACAACUUUUUAUAAAGUCUCUGGAAACAUUUGCUGUAUGAGAAAAAUUGAACAUUCAUUUUGCCAAUAAUUGAGGAGGAUUUCGUUUCUGCUGAAAUACUUAGGUUGUACCUCCUUGCUCCCCAGCCGUAGGUGGUACAGGAUUUAUUCCCGCCCUCUGCAAAAUGUUCGUUCUCAUAAAGUGCGUUGUACAGCACAUCGUACUUGAUCUGUGAUUUCGGAAAGUGCACGACAUUUAAAAACUUGCUUUCCUCGAAUGGCCAUUGCAGGUCGAUGUAGUCCCGGUUUUAUUCCAUGUUUUCAUUUCAGGAGAAUAACGGCAUAUUGAAUCACGAUAAAAUUGAGAAACCACUCUGGAGUCACUCAUCUUUGCCACUGCUAAGUCUGAUGUUCCUGCCACGACCAUGUAUAACUGCGGUGCGCAAAUAGGAACCUCUUUACUUUUUCUUCGAAUAUGUAUGAAGCAACUAAAGCUCGAUAUAAGCGUUCUCAACGUAAUAAGAGUCGCCAUGCACAAGUGCUCUUUUUUACUUAUCCUUUGAACGCUAGCAACGUAUAUCGCUGUAAAAUUGGUUUUCUCCAAUUGGGCUGCCACGAUGCGCUUCUUGCGAAAUAAAGAAGAUUUUUCGUGUGAACUCACCAUUGCUAGGACGAAACUGGUCUCUACGCUUUUCUCCUGCUUCUCCUAAACGAUUGAAAAAUAAAAAAGUAUACAACCACGAUGGGUCGAAAACUGCCUUGAUUCUAUAUGAGGUAAUGAGAUGAGUAAGGAGUGGCAAGAAGAUCGACAGGAUCAGCCCUCACCGUCCCGAACUCAAAGCCUUCUCAUUCUACUACUCGUUGUAUGUCAAAAUUUAUUAUCAGUCCAGUUUCGUCCUAUGUCGGAAGCGGAAGAAAUGCGUCAAGACCGUAAUACUUUGAAUGGUACGUUUAAAUUGGAAAAAAAUACAAUUUAUUCCGCGUUGGAUCGCAGAAAGCGUUUUGCGGUUCCUAGGAGUUUACCGACAAACAGUGAAGCGAGAUUUGUGGCCAGCGUUCAAAGGAUAAGUGACAACGAGCAUUUGUGCGUAGCGAAUCUUAUCACUUUAAAAAAAUUGAUAACGAGCUGUAGUUGCGUUAUAAACAUUCCAGGCGGCUCGAAGGAAAAUCCCAUGUUUCAUCCGGAGUUGUACAAAGUUAUAGCGGGAUCGAUCGACUUGGAAAACUUGCGUUUCAUUAAUACCAGGUUCAUAUAUAAACUUUACCGUGAUCCUCGGUGCUUCGUUUUUAAAGAAUAUAACACCUGGACAAACAACCUAGGCUACAUCGAGUUACGAUCGCCUUUUCACAACAGCUUCUUUUUGGGAUUCGUGUCUUAUUCAAUAUCGGAACCCAAAUAUAUUCAUCACCUUUACAAAUAUUUCGGCAAUCAGGACUACGAUGAAGGCGGUAGUUCUUUCUGCGCCACUUACGGAUGGGGAGACAAGACGUCUAAAGCAAACGGUACGACAGAGGAUACCCACUCCAAGACUUUGCAGAAGGCACGUAUUCAGUUCCUCAAAUCAAGUGAUUGCUUAAGCAAAUUCUGGCGUUCUGAGGAAUUAAGUGAUCAUUUCUCCUUCGAAUUUCAAGAUAUAAUUUGCGCUGUUUGCACUGCGGAGGAUUUCCAAUGGAAGGAUAGAGGAAUACCGUUAAUCUGUGGUGGAAAAUUACUCGGCAUCGGUACGGUUGCAACUAACAAUGCUAAUUUGAUUUUUUUCCAAAAAUUACAGAUCUACCAAAUCCUCGCUUUCACCUCAAUAGAAACAGGGGAUUCAAAUGCAAGUGAAAGUUAUAAUAAAUCGUGUCUUAUCUGUCAUAGUAUAAUAAUCUUCAUCUUUAUCAAGCCCUAUAUAAUAAUUAAAUUUUUUUUUUUCAAUUAA